AUGAUUGACAAGCGUCGUUUGGAUUCAAUAUUAAAUUUCCAUAAGGGCAAGAACCAACAGAAAUGCCUUAGCCAAGUGCCGCCCACAGUCCGUGCUACAUUUCACGACUUCCAUGAGGUCUUUGACUUUUCCAAUUUGGAUUUGGUGAACUUCGAGUACUUUAAGAAUCUUGACUCACAGGAUCCGCGUACUGGUGCCCAGGCCAAUCCCAUAAUCGUGCACUUUCAGAAGAAGAAAGCCGUAUUGGAUUAUAUCGAACGUCUGUUCUUGGGCAACUCACCAUUCCAGCAGCCCAGCGAGAUACCUUUCGAUCCGCAUUUCGGAAGAGCAUGGCAGCCCACCUAUGAGCGCAAAUUUGGCCACCGUGGCGAGCGUCUAAUAGCUGCCCUGGGCUCGGGAUAUUCUAUCAAGGAAUUGCGUUAUUUCGGUGCGAUACCAAGAGAGUAUGGCACGGGCAAUCCUCUCUAUCCCAGUUGA
Drosophila willistoni is the source of this 477-nucleotide messenger RNA. RefSeq lists its product as uncharacterized. Bases 1 to 477 code for a protein of 158 amino acids. The transcript is spliced from 2 exons. NCBI's taxonomy places the organism in Eukaryota, Metazoa, Arthropoda, Insecta, Diptera, Drosophilidae. The record is from RefSeq and is a predicted model, not a curated record.